AUGGACCAGCGCCGCUCUACCAUGCGGUCGCGCCGCGAGGAGAUCCAAAUGACCGCCUACAAUAGCCACCUUGAGAUCGGGGUGGGCUAUGGUGAGACCAAGCGGGACAUGGACUACAGCGAUCUGCUUUCGCGCUUUCAUCAACACCCUGAGCCCGUUUCCUCGAACAAGGCUUCGGCCGAAGACAAGCAACGUGCUCAGAGCAUUAUGGAACGCUCCACUACGCAUGGCCUGCUCAGCUUUGAUGCCAACAACCGCAACAAGGAACUCGCUCCUUAUGUGCGCGUCUCCCUCAAAGAUGACGCCCAGGACGUGCUCAAAUUCGUACAAGCCAACCUGUACCGUCACUUUGGGAACCGCAAUUAUCCCGCGCCGAGCUUGAUUCUGUCCGUUACCGGAGGGGCCCAAUCCUUUGAUCUGCCACCGCGCUUGCGAGAUGCCAUCAAGCGGGGUCUGACCAAGGCUGUCGCCUCUACCGAUGCUUGGGUGGUCACGGGUGGCACUCACUCUGGUGUCAUGCAACUGACGGGAUCCAUCAUGUCGGACCUCCUGCGUGAUCGUUUUGUGCCGGUGGUUGGUGUCAUCACUUGGGGCAUUCUGAAAGAUCGCAAGGAAAUGGAGCAGCCCCAGUAUCGCGCCAAGCCAUAUGUGGUCCAGGACCAGAUGUUCAAGUGCCCGGAUCACAACCACAACAUGUUUGUCUUUGUGGACUCGGGCAUCGACGACUUUGGUGGAGAAAUUGAAGUGCGCGCCCAAUUUGAGCAGGCCGCUCGCGUCGAGUACAACGCGCCCACCAUCACCAUUGUCAUCCAAGGUGGCCCUGGCACCAUGAAAACGGCCAUGGAGAGUGUGCGCGCCGGCAACCCCAUUGUAGUGGUUGACGGGUCAGGUCUGGCAGCCGACGUGUUGGCAUACGCCUAUCAAUUCCUGCACUCGGGCAACAGUCGCCACCGCAGCCAUACUGUGCAGGAGCUCAAAGCCAUCAUUGCUACGCAGUUUGCCCAUCUGCCUGGCGACAAGCAAGUGGACUUGAUGCACCAAGCCUUUGAAUGUGUGCGACAGCCCGACCUGGUCUACGUUUUCAAUGCACAGGACUCGAACAGCGAUGCCAUUGAUGAGACCAUUUUGAAUGCCAUCUUUUACGGCUCGCGUGACGUCGAUUUGACCAAAAAGCUUGAGCAAGCCAUGAACUUUGAUCGACUGGACAUUGCUAGCCGCGUGCUACGUCAGGGUGGUGCCAAAGUGAAUUCCACCAUGUUGAACCACAAUUUUAUCAUGGCCAUGAAGAAGAACAAGCCCGACUUUGUUGGUCUGUACCUGGAGCACGGUGCCUCCUUGGCGACGGUCAAGGUUGAGCACGCCAACGACGUCAACAACCCAAGCGCAUCGUCUAUUGAAAACCCAGCCAAUUUUGGCAAGGGUUCGCGUGGCACGCCCAGCUCGGAAAUGGAAUCGGCUGAUGCUGUGCCUUGUACACACGCUGUUGAAGAGCUCUAUCGGAGUCAUGCCAGUCGCGAUGACAGCCACGUAAGCGUGCUUGUCAAGCUGCUUCGUAAAAAGGUCAACCUUUCGGACACGAAACGCAAGUACCGCGUCCUCAACAUGGAAAAGGUUUUGGGUGCCUUGGUCGACCGCAAUUUCGAUAUCAAGCGAGAUUUUCAGGCCUGGGAUACCAAGUCCAAGGCCGAGCAAGAGGUUGUGGCCAGCCACAUGUUCUUGAUGUAUGCCAUUUGUGUCAACAAGUAUCGCAUGGCCGAAAUGUUCUGGCAGCGCACCGAUCAGUCCAUUUCCAAUGCGCUGAUUGCCUCCAAGAUCCUACGUACGCUCGGCGAGCACAAGGCCUUGUCGGGUAGCCACAUGGCCGACGAACGCGCCAAGAUGCUUCACAACUCGGAAAAGUUUGAGCAGCUGGCCGUUGGCGUUCUGAGUGAGUGCUAUAGCACCGAUACCACCAAGACGGCCCAGAUGCUCUCCGAGCCCAUCGCCAUGUUUCGAGGCAAAAAUGCCGUGCGGGUCGCCUACGAUUCCAACUGCUUGCGCUUCCUCUCUCACCCGGCCGUCCAGGCGGUUGUCAACCGCGAUUGGUAUGGCUCCCUCAAGGGCAUUUCCUCUUGGUAUUUUGCUCUUGUGGCCAUCUUUUUACCCUUUUUGAUUCCCUUUGUCAAGUUUGCCGAUGAUGACGCUGCCGUGCAGGAGCAAGAGCGCACUGACAUCCAGCUGUACAUCAAGAGCGUCGAGGAAGGCGGCCCCGCAGGUGCCAGAGCUAACGUACCAUGGUGGCGUCGUGCCAUCAGCAAGAUUUCUCGCUUUUACAACGCCCCAUAUCCCCGCUUUGUCAUUGAUUGUGUCAUGCAUUUGGCACUGUGCUGUGUUUUUUCCAUCAUGACCAUGGACCGCUUUGAGGAUGAGCUCAGCGUGUUCGAAAUUAUCGUUGCCAUUUGGUUUCUGUCGCUCAUUGUCGAAGAGCUGCGACAAUCAAACUUUUUGCUGGAGGCCAAAGAAUAUUGGGAAGACGUGUGGAAUCGCCUCGAUGUUUUUCUGCUUACGCUCUAUGUCAUCGGUUUUAUUCUUCGCGUGCAUGCCAAAACCGUAUACAGUUUUGUUGCUGUAUGUCUUUGGCUACGUCUGAUGCGCUACUACGCCGUUUCACCAAAUCUUGGACCCAAACUUAUCAUGAUGGGUCGCAUGAUUCGCGAUGUGUUGGUAUUUGUCUUCCUUGUCAUCGUCUUCUAUUUUGGUUUUGGCGUCAUGUCCCAGGCGUUGCUGUACCCAGAUCGCCGGCUGGACGAUGAAACAUUCGAGAACGUCAUAUUCCGACCUUACUUUCAAAUUUACGGCGAACUAUUUUUGGAGGAUAUCAGCGUUGAAGCAAACUGCGUGGGCGAUGGCCUGUUCCGCUCAUGUGGUGGCACGUCGGCCUGGAUGGUGCUCCCUCUUUUGGCCCUGUACAUUCUCGUCACCAACAUUCUCCUCGUCAACCUGCUGAUUGCUAUGUUUUCGGACACUUAUGCUCGUGUGCAGAGCGAGGCGGUCGCUCUGUGGCAUAAGCAAAACUACAAUCUAUAUCUCGAGUACAAAGAGCGACCGCUCUUGCCAGCGCCGCUGAUCCUGAUUCAGCAUGUGUACAUGCUGAUCACGUUCAUCCUCCAACUGUGCAAGUGCGGCGGCAAACAGGAGGACCAUACCCAUGAGGCCGACCUUGAUGAUCUGCGCAUCUUCCAGGAAACAAACACAGACAAGUUUCUGGACGAAUUGCACAAGGAAAAAACUGGAACGCUUGAGAAUCGCGUCAGCAAGCAGCUGGCCCUGAUCCGUGAUCUGCACAACCGCAAUGAGAUGCUUCAGGAGCAGCUGACGCACUCUCAGUUGGCAGCCGAUCGCAAUUUCCACACACUGCGCACGGACAUUGCCGUCUUGAGUGCCCUCCAACAGGAGAGCAUUUCCGAGGCCGACAGCAUGCAUCGCUUGGACAGCAACUCGAUGGCCCUGGUGGCCUCGCGGCAAAAGAACGAAGCGAGCCGUUGGUUUCCGGACCCUGUCUAUCCCGGCAGCAAGAUGCAGCGAUUUGCGGUGGCCCCGGAGCAGGUGGACUGGAGCAUGAGCCUGCCUGGCUACAACCCCAUCGAGUACACGCACCCCAGUGUGGCCAAGGGCCCAGAGUGGGCUGACCCUGCGGAUCCUCGCGCCAUCAACUUCAACGCCGUGGCAAACGGCGUGGACCGACGCUCGUGCUACCAAACCAAAUUUUGGGUUGAUACCGAGACUGGUCGUCCACGCAAUCCCCAUGGCCGUACGGGCAUGACAGGUCGCGGUCUGCUGGGCAAGUGGGGCGUCAACUGGGCAGCUGAUCCCGUAGUGACGCGUUGGCGUCGGGCCGCCAACGGCACCUUGCUGGAACGCGACGGCCGCAAGGUCCUGGAGUUUAUUGCCAUUGAGCGGAGCGACAACGGGGGCUGGGCCAUUCCAGGCGGUUUCCGCGAUCGUGGUGAAAAGAUGGACACGGCUGUCGCGCGCGAGUUGAUCGAAGAGACCAUGGAUGGCUUUGACGAGAUGUCGCCACAGGACCAGCAACCCAUCAAGGAGCUGCUGACGCAAGGCCAAAUGGUGGCGACGAUUUACAGUCACGACAAUCGCAACACGGACAAUGCCUGGAUUGAGACAGUGUGCGUCAACUUUCACGACGACGAGAACCGCUACACCAGCAAAAUUCAGCUUCGGGCUGGCUCAGAUGCCCGCAACUGCCAGUGGAUGAUGGUGCACUCGGGCAUCAAGGUUUUUGCCUCCCACCAUCGCCUGCUCAAGCUCGUGGCGCAGAAGCACAAUGCUUACUUCUAA
Messenger RNA from Monosiga brevicollis MX1, 4335 nucleotides. RefSeq lists its product as uncharacterized. The transcript is spliced from 24 exons. Gene Ontology annotation, biological process: monoatomic cation transmembrane transport. Gene Ontology annotation, molecular function: monoatomic cation channel activity. The coding region runs from base 1 to 4335 and encodes 1444 amino acids. The record is from RefSeq and is a predicted model, not a curated record. NCBI's taxonomy places the organism in Eukaryota, Choanoflagellata, Craspedida, Salpingoecidae. Gene Ontology annotation, cellular component: membrane.